CUGCUCCGCCCCUGCACUACUCUUCUGCUCAGCAGGCCUUCUUGUAGGUAUAUAUUUUGUAGCCUCAUGCUUAUGCUUUUUUCACGAGCAAGACUAGGAGAAUUAAACUGAUACAUUAUCCAUGGAAUCGCUACGAGCUUCUGUUUACUUGACUGAUCAGAAAAGUUCUUCCUACAAGGACUUUAAGACGGGAGAAAUUCAGGAACUUUCGAUGAUGUUGGAUAAGACUGAGUUUGAGAGAGAUAUUUAUUCGAAUGAAUGUAGGGAAACUAAAGCAAAAAUAGAUGAACUCGAAUCCAGGAUAAAGGAAAUGGAUGAACAAUUGUCAGAAACUCUGAAGUUCCGUGAGGAAUAUUACAGUGUUACAAGACAGUUGAAAUCGGCACAAGAGGAGUUACAUAAAGGCGAGGCAAAAGUUAUAGAAGCCAAAGAUGAAGGCCUUGAGGCACUGAAACAAGUGGAAUUGAUGGAAACCGCUUUAAACAUAGAGAAGCAGAUGACAGAAGAGCUCCGGGGGCAUGUGUCAGUGAUCAAUGAGACUAUUCUUUGUAUGCAGCAAGCGGCUAUGGAGGCGGAAAAAGAACAUACUGCAGUUCUAGCUGAGAAGCAAGCUGAAAUACUGUCAUACGCGAAGUUAGGGAAAGAAGCAAACGGAGAAAGGGCAGGACCAAGGCAAGCUCUGGAGAAAGAGCUCGUGAAAAAGACUUUACUAAUAGAUUCACUCAAGAUGGAACUUCAGAAGGCUAAUGACCUAUACAAGUCAGCUCAGAAAGCUACUUCUGAGGCUGUUAACGACAUUAACCAACUCAUAGCUGAUAUGGAGCUGCUGGUAACAGAAAAUUCAGAUAAAGGCGUUCAUAUUAAAUUUCUGGAACCGGAGCUGACUCAGAUAAGGCUCGACUAUGAAAGUGCAAAGAAAGAUGUUGAAAUUGCAAACGAAGACAGAGAACGCCUUAAAAGAGAGGUUGAAAAUGCAAACAAAGGCACAGAACUCCUCAUCAGAGACGUUGAAACUGCAAACAGAGAAAGAAAACGACUUAUCACAGAUGUUGAAAUUGCAAAUGAGGACAGGGAACGUCUCAAAAAGGUUGUUGAAAUUGCAAAGAAAGACGCGGAACACCUCCACAGAGAUGUUGAAAUUGCAAACGAAGACAGAGAACGCCUUAAAAGAGAGGUUGAAAAUGCAAACAAAGGCACAGAACACCUCAUCAGAGACGUUGAAACUGCAAACAGAGAAAGAGAACGACUUAUCAAAGAUGUUGAAAUUGCAAACAAAGAAAGAGAACAACUUAACAAAGUUGUUGAGAAUGCAAAGAAAGAUGUGGAACGCCUGCACAAAGAGGUUGAAAUAGCAAACGACGACAGAGAACGUCUCAACAAAGAUGCUGAAAACGCAAACAAAGACAUAGAACGCCUCAACAAAGAUGUUGAAAUUGCAAACAAAGAGAUGGAACGCCUCAAUAAAGAUGUUGAAAUUGCAAACAAAGAGAUGGAACGCCUCUACAAAAUUGUUGAAACUGCAAAUAAUAAUAGAGAACGACCCGACCAAGAUGCUGAAACUGUAAACAAAUACACAGAACACGUCUACAAAGACGUGGAAAUUGCAGACAAGGAUGAUGAAAUUGCAAAUGAAGAUGUAGAGCGCCUCACCAAAGACGUUGAGACGUUAACUUGCAAGCUUAAAAGUACUAAAAAUGAGUUGGAUGUAAUAAGUGGCAAAGAAACUGAAGCACAGGUGGAGAUUGCAUUACUAAAGUCUGAGCUAGAUAAAGGAAUAUCAAAGUCAGCAGCUUCUGAGGCCGCUGAAGAAAAAGCCAAGCUUGAGAACCUAACAAUCCGGCUCAACAUUCAACGGCUAGAAUCAGAAGCGGAAGAAGCAUAUGAAGAAAUCAAAAGAUUAAGAGAAGAAGCAGAUAAAAGGGCUGACACAGGCGUGACUGAUAAUAAUAUUAUAAUUCCAGUUGAAGAAUACAAGGCUUUGGUUGAAAACGCUAGCAAGGAGGAUAAAGCCCGAGAGACAAUGACUGAUAAUAGGUAUGAGUUGGAGUCAUUAAAGAAAGAGCUGGAGAUCACAACAGCAAGAAUCUCAGAGUUCAGGACACGAGCAGAACAGGCUGCAUUUAGAGCUGAGGCUGCUGAGAAAGGUAAAGCAGCACUUGAGGAAAGUGUUAGAAGGUUGAGGGAGCAGAAGGAAAGGAGAAAGAUUGCUCACCAAGCAUUUAAGGAGGCGUCGAUCACCCCAACAUACAAUUACAAACAAGAUCUUGGUAGGCCUCCUAAAACACAUCCGGCACUAGGUAAGAUUCUUAAUAUGAAAUUCUAGACCAGAAAGGGGUUUAGAUAAUGUACUUGUACUGAGAAUGAAAAACAGGGAAACCUUAAUCAAGUAGUAUUUGAUAAGCUUGUAGUUUUAAGGGUCUUAGAAUUUACCAUCGUUUCUAUGUUCCUCAAAAUCAUAAAAGAAGUGUCAAUGGUAGCAAGAACUUUAAUUGUUUUCAUAGUUAACAUCGACAAUUGUUGUUCUAGUCUCAGCCUGCCUGCAUGUGUCCCCAGCAUAUCCUCAGUGUGGCUACUACGAAAUAUUUCAGUAACUGUAGGUUUCCAACACUCGAGCCAGAAAGACCACCAAAUCAUAGGUUGGUCUUUCAUAUGAAAGAAUUUAACACAAUGAAGGAAGACAUAGGUUGGUCUUUCAUAUGCAAAUGUAUUUUAUUUCUGUAUUUUACGCGAUUAUAAAUUGUUUGCUUAAACCACACUGCGCAAAUCAGCAGUGUUCUUUCUCAUCUUUUCUCUUAUAAUGUUUCUGGUGCUUCAUAAACCGUCUGCUGCAAAAUCAUGUGUGACUUUUAACUAAGCCAAGCCAUGUUGAAGGGAAAUGUAUGCAUAUCUAAUUGCUGCAUGUUGUAUUGAGAGAUAAGCAUCU
This is a messenger RNA of Daucus carota subsp. sativus, 2923 nucleotides long. RefSeq lists its product as uncharacterized. The transcript has 2 exons. NCBI's taxonomy places the organism in Eukaryota, Viridiplantae, Streptophyta, Magnoliopsida, Apiales, Apiaceae. The record is from RefSeq and is a predicted model, not a curated record. The coding region runs from base 122 to 2323 and encodes 733 amino acids. Gene Ontology annotation, biological process: chloroplast avoidance movement; chloroplast accumulation movement. Gene Ontology annotation, cellular component: cytosol.